This is a messenger RNA of Entrophospora candida, 638 nucleotides long. The record is from the annotation of a GenBank genome assembly. Lineage: Eukaryota; Fungi; Glomeromycota; Glomeromycetes; Entrophosporales; Entrophosporaceae.
CAUUUUUCAUUUUUGCAUCGUUCUUAAUUUGGACUUUUGUUCCAAAUGAACAAAAAAAAAGUUUAGUACCAGGUUUUGAAGAAGCUAAUGAGAAAUCUGAAAAUACUCAGUCAACUAAAGCUUCUGGGAAAUUACCAUCAAAGCAAAAAAAGCCUGCAACUUCUUCGCAUCAAUUACAUUCUUCACAUUGCACUGUAGCACAUCCUGGACAUUCACUCAUUCAGUAUGCAUUAAUGAUUGAUGCGGGUUCUACAGGUUCUCGUAUUCAUGUUUACAGAUUUAAUUAUUGUAAAUCAUCACCAGAAUUAGAGGAUGAAGUAUUUGCUCACAUUGAACCUGGUCUUUCUGCAUAUGCUGAUGAUUCUGAUGCAGCAGCGAGAAGUUUAGAUGAAUUGUUAAAAGUUGCACUUGAAAAUGUUCCCAAAGAAUUGCAUAAUUGUACACCAGUGGCAGUCAAGGCUACUGCUGGUUUACGAUUAUUAGGUACCAAAAAAAGUGAGCGUAUAUUAGAAGCUGUUAGAAAUCAUUUAGAAAACAAAUACCCUUUUCAAAUAAUUGAAAAUGAUGGUGUGGUAAUUAUGGAUGGCAAAGAUGAAGGUGUUUAUGCAUGGAUUACAGUUAAUUAUUUAUUGAAUAAA